AGUCUCCGGCCGAGUCUUCUCGCAGCCGCAACCCACCUGGGGCCAGCCCAGAGCUGCCAGCGCCGCUCGGCUCCCUCCCUCCCUCCCGGCCCUUCGGCCGCGGCGGCGUGCGCCUGCCUUUUCCGGGGGCGGGGGCCUGGCCCGCGCGCUCCCCUCCCGCAGGCGCCACCUCGGACAUCCCCGGGAUUGCUACUUCUCUGCCAACUUCGCCAACUCGCCAGCACUUGGAGAGGCCCGGCUCCCCUCCCGGCGCCCUCUGACCGCCCCCGCCCCGCGCGCUCUCCGACCACCGCCUCUCGGAUGACCAGGUUCCAGGGGAGCUGAGCGAGUCGCCUCCCCCGCCCAGCUUCAGCCCUGGCUGCAGCUGCAGCGCGAGCCAUGCGCCCCCAGUGCACCCCGGCCCGGCCCACCGCCCCGGGGCCAUUCUGCUGACCGCCCAGCCCCGAGCCCCGACAGUGGCAAGUUGCGGCUACUGCAGUUGCAAGCUCCGGCCAACCCGGAGGAGCCCCAGCGGGGAGCGCAGUGCUGCGCCCCCCGCCCCCGCGCGCCCCGCAGCAGCCGGGCGUUCACUCAUCCUCCCUCCCCCACCGUCCCUCCCUUUUCUCCUCAAGUCCUGAAGUUGAGUUUGAGAGGCGACACGGCGGCGGCGGCCGCGCUGCUCCCGCUCCUCUGCCUCCCCAUGGAUAUGCACUGCAAAGCAGACCCCUUCUCCGCGAUGCACCCAGGGCACGGGGGUGUGAACCAGCUCGGGGGGGUGUUUGUGAACGGCCGGCCCCUACCCGACGUGGUGAGGCAGCGCAUCGUGGAGCUGGCCCACCAGGGUGUGCGGCCCUGUGACAUCUCCCGGCAGCUGCGGGUCAGCCACGGCUGUGUCAGCAAAAUCCUGGGCAGGUACUACGAGACCGGCAGCAUCAAGCCGGGUGUGAUCGGUGGCUCCAAGCCCAAAGUGGCGACGCCCAAAGUGGUGGACAAGAUUGCUGAAUACAAACGACAGAACCCGACUAUGUUCGCCUGGGAGAUUCGAGACCGGCUCCUGGCCGAGGGCAUCUGUGACAAUGACACAGUGCCCAGCGUCUCUUCCAUCAACAGAAUCAUCCGGACCAAAGUUCAGCAGCCUUUCCACCCAACGCCGGAUGGGGCUGGGACAGGAGUGACCGCCCCUGGCCACACCAUUGUUCCCAGCACGGCCUCCCCUCCUGUUUCCAGCGCCUCCAAUGACCCAGUGGGAUCCUACUCCAUCAAUGGGAUCCUGGGGAUUCCUCGCUCCAAUGGUGAGAAGAGGAAACGUGAUGAAGAUGUGUCUGAGGGCUCAGUCCCCAAUGGAGAUUCCCAGAGUGGUGUGGACAGUUUGCGGAAGCACUUGCGAGCUGACACCUUCACCCAGCAGCAGCUGGAAGCUUUGGAUCGGGUCUUUGAGCGUCCUUCCUACCCUGACGUCUUCCAGGCAUCAGAGCACAUCAAAUCAGAACAGGGGAACGAGUACUCCCUCCCAGCCCUGACCCCUGGGCUUGAUGAAGUCAAGUCGAGUCUAUCUGCAUCCACCAACCCUGAGCUGGGCAGCAACGUGUCAGGCACACAGACAUACCCAGUUGUGACUGGUCGUGACAUGGCGAGCACCACUCUGCCUGGUUACCCCCCUCACGUGCCCCCCACUGGCCAGGGAAGCUACCCCACCUCCACCCUGGCAGGAAUGGUGCCUGAGGCUGCAGUUGGUCCCUCAUCCUCCCUCAUGAGCAAGCCGGGGAGGAAGCUUGCAGAAGUGCCCCCUUGUGUGCAACCCACUGGAGCGAGUUCUCCGGCAACCCGUACAGCCACCCCCAGUACACGGCCUACAACGAGGCUUGGAGAUUCAGCAACCCCGCCUUACUAAGUUCCCCUUAUUAUUAUAGUGCCGCCCCCCGGGGCUCCGCCCCUGCCGCUGCUGCCGCUGCCUAUGACCGCCACUAGUUACCGCGGGGACCACAUCAAGCUUCAGGCCGACAGCUUCGGCCUCCACAUCGUCCCCGUCUGACCCCACCCCGGAGGGAGGGAGGACCGACGCGACGCGAUGCCUCCCGGCCACCGCCCCAGCCUCACCCCAUCCCACGACCCCCGCAACCCUUCACAUCACCCCCCUCGAAGGUCGGACAGGACGGGUGGAGCCGUGGGCGGGACCCUCAGGCCCGGGCCCGCCGCCCCCAGCCCCGCCUGCCGCCCCUCCCCGCCUGCCUGGACUGCGCGGCGCCGUGAGGGGGAUUCGGCCCAGCUCGUCCCGGCCUCCACCAAGCCAGCCCCGAAGCCCGCCAGCCACCCUGCCGGACUCGGGCGCGACCUGCUGGCGCGCGCCGGAUGUUUCUGUGACACACAAUCAGCGCGGACCGCAGCGCGGCCCAGCCCCGGGCACCCGCCUCGGACGCUCGGGCGCCAGGAGGCUUCGCUGGAGGGGCUGGGCCAAGGAGAUUAAGAAGAAAACGACUUUCUGCAGGAGGAAGAGCCCGCUGCCGAAUCCCUGGGAAAAAUUCUUUUCCCCCAGUGCCAGCCGGACUGCCCUCGCCUUCCGGGUGUGCCCUGUCCCAGAAGAUGGAAUGGGGGUGUGGGGGUCCGGCUCUAGGAACGGGCUUUGGGGGCGUCAGGUCUUUCCAAGGUUGGGACCCAAGGAUCGGGGGGCCCAGCAGCCCGCACCGAUCGAGCCGGACUCUCGGCUCUUCACUGCUCCUCCUGGCCUGCCUAGUUCCCCAGGGCCCGGCACCUCCUGCUGCGAGACCCGGCUCUCAGCCCUGCCUUGCCCCUACCUCAGCGUCUCUUCCACCUGCUGGCCUCCCAGUUUCCCCUCCUGCCAGUCCUUCGCCUGUCCCUUGACGCCCUGCAUCCUCCUCCCUGACUCGCAGCCCCAUCGGACGCUCUCCCGGGACCGCCGCAGGACCAGUUUCCAUAGACUGCGGACUGGGGUCUUCCUCCAGCAGUUACUUGAUGCCCCCUCCCCCGACACAGACUCUCAAUCUGCCGGUGGUAAGAACCGGUUCUGAGCUGGCGUCUGAGCUGCUGCGGGGUGGAAGUGGGGGGCUGCCCACUCCACUCCUCCCAUCCCCUCCCAGCCUCCUCCUCCGGCAGGAACUGAACAGAACCACAAAAAGUCUACAUUUAUUUAAUAUGAUGGUCUUUGCAAAAAGGAACAAAACAACACAAAAGCCCACCAGGCUGCUGCUUUGUGGAAAGACGGUGUGUGUCGUGUGAAGGCGAAACCCGGUGUACAUAACCCCUCCCCCUCCGCCCCGCCCCGCCCGGCCCCGUAGAGUCCCUGUCGCCCGCCGGCCCUGCCUGUAGAUACGCCCCGCUGUCUGUGCUGUGAGAGUCGCCGCUCGCUGGGGGGGAAGGGGGGGACACAGCUACACGCCCAUUAAAGCACAGCACGUCCUGGGGGAGGGGGGCAUUUUUUAUGUUACAAAAAAAAAUUACGAAAGAAAAGAAAUCUCUAUGCAAAAUGACGAACAUGGUCCUGUGGACUCCUCUGGCCUGUUUUGUUGGCUCUUUCUCUGUAAUUCCGUGUUUUCGCUUUUUCCUCCCUGCCCCUCUCUCCCUCUGCCCCUCUCUCCUCUCCGCUUCUCUCCCCCUCUGUCUCUGUCUCUCUCCGUCUCUGUCGCUCUUGUCUGUCUGUCUCUGCUCUUUCCUCGGCCUCUCUCCCCAGACCUGGCCCGGCCGCCCUGUCUCCGCAGGCUAGAUCCGAGGUGGCAGCUCCAGCCCCCGGGCUCGCCCCCUCGCGGGCGUGCCCCGCGCGCCCCGGGCGGCCGAAGGCCGGGCCGCCCCGUCCCGCCCCGUAGUUGCUCUUUCGGUAGUGGCGAUGCGCCCUGCAUGUCUCCUCACCCGUGGAUCGUGACGACUCGAAAUAACAGAAACAAAGUCAAUAAAGUGAAAAUAAAUAAAAAUCCUUGAACAAAUCCGAAAAGGCUUGGAGUCCUCGCCCAGAUCUCUCUCCCCUGCGAGCCCUUUUUAUUUGAGAAGGAAAAAGAGAAAAGAGAAUCGUUUAAGGGAACCCGGCGCCCAGCCAGGCUCCAGUGGCCCGAACGGGGCGGCGAGGGCGGCGAGGGCGCCGAGGUCCGGCCCAUCCCAGUCCUGUGGGGCUGGCCGGGCAGAGACCCCGGACCCAGGCCCAGGCCUAACCUGCUAAAUGUCCCCGGACGGUUCUGGUCUCCUCGGCCACUUUCAGUGCGUCGGUUCGUUUUGAUUCUUUUUCUUUUGUGCACAUAAGAAAUAAAUAAUAAUAAUAAAUAAAGAAUAAAAUUUUGUAUGUCACUC
Messenger RNA from Homo sapiens (human), 4272 nucleotides. RefSeq names its product paired box 2 (gene PAX2). Lineage: Eukaryota; Metazoa; Chordata; Mammalia; Primates; Hominidae. The record is from RefSeq and is marked reviewed. Gene Ontology annotation, biological process: cell differentiation; system development; regulation of DNA-templated transcription. Gene Ontology annotation, molecular function: DNA binding. The transcript has 11 exons. Gene Ontology annotation, cellular component: nucleus. The coding region runs from base 680 to 1870 and encodes 396 amino acids.